Messenger RNA from Musca domestica (house fly), 9810 nucleotides. It is a transcript of the gene nrv3, whose product is annotated as sodium/potassium-transporting ATPase subunit beta-2. The transcript has 9 exons. Gene Ontology annotation, biological process: potassium ion import across plasma membrane; intracellular potassium ion homeostasis; sodium ion export across plasma membrane. Gene Ontology annotation, molecular function: ATPase activator activity. The record is from RefSeq and is a predicted model, not a curated record. Gene Ontology annotation, cellular component: sodium:potassium-exchanging ATPase complex. The coding region runs from base 717 to 1667 and encodes 316 amino acids. Lineage: Eukaryota; Metazoa; Arthropoda; Insecta; Diptera; Muscidae.
UCGGUCUUUUAAAACGGAAUCGAAAAAGAGAACGUCGUCGUUGUCGUAUACUUGUCUAGAAAAAAAGAACUUUUUUCUUUUUGGUUUGUGCGCUCGGUUACAUAACACAGUUCUGUAGGCCAAAUGUUGGGACAAAAUUUAUAAAAGUGUCACCAUUAGACUCAACCAAAAAUAAAAAAGUAAUAAAAAUUUAUCAACAAAAGUAUUAAAACAAACGACGGAACGCACCAUUGAACAAAAAGUGUAAAAAAUCUAAGCAUUUCCACACACAAUAUCGCCCAACGUACACUCGAAGAAAAACAAAGUCCUAAACUUGUCGACGAGCCCGCAACAACAAAAACAACAACAAAAGCAAAACAACAACAACCAAAUCAAACAACAAAAAAUAGAUCAGUCAACAUGUUUUUGCAACACCACAGUUGAUUAUGAUAUUUAAAAGGACAUUGCAGCAGCAACAACAACCGCAACAAUAUUAUUAUUCAAUAAUUAAUUGUUAUACGAAUAUUUAAGAGAAAAAACAACAAAAAAACUACAAUUAAAUACCUUCCACAAAAAAAAGUAAUUAAUUAACGAUUUUUUGUAAAUCAAAAAAAAACUUUCAACUCUACGCAUCUUUGAAAACCAACAAAAAAGCAAGUUUAUUUAAAACUCCUACCCCGUUCUAAAGAAACAACAACACCAACCAACCACACACACAACAACAACACAUCGCAAAAAUGGCCGAUAAAAAGAUUGCUGAACAAUAUUAUGCGCCACCACCCAAAAUGGGCAAAUGGGAGGGCUUCAAGAAAUUUCUGUGGAACAGUGAUACUAGCCAGUGUCUGGGCCGAACAGGCGGCAGCUGGGCGAAAAUUCUGAUAUUCUAUGUUAUAUUCUAUGUGGCAUUAACUGGAUUCUUUGCUGCCAUGUUAGCUGUAUUUUAUCAAACUUUGGAAGUAGACAAACCCAAAUGGACACUGGAUAAUGGUUUAAUCGGAUCAAAUCCUGGUCUUGGUUUUCGACCAAUGCCCCCAGAGGCCAAUGUUGAAAGUACUUUAGUGUGGUAUGAAUCCUCCAGGCCUGACAACUACAAAUACUGGGUUGAGGAAACUGCCAGAUUUUUAAAAGCGGUUUCAUUUCCCUAUGAUGAUUUACCCAAAGGCAACCAAGUAAACUGCUCAUUUGAAAAUCCACCACCACCCGGCAAGGUCUGUGGCAUUGAUCGUGCUCAAUUUGCACCCUGCACUGAGGAGAACAACUUUGGCUACAAUCUUGCCAGACCCUGCGUAUUCCUCAAGUUGAACAAGAUCUACAAUUGGGUUCCUGAAAUUUACAACGACACAAAGACAGUACCCGAACACAUGCCAACUGAGUUGAAACGACACAUCACAGAAAAGAACAGUUUGAGACCACAUGAGACCAACGUUGUCUGGGUAUCCUGCGAAGGUGAAAAUCCUGCUGAUGUUGAAAAUAUUAAAGCCCGUGACUAUUAUCCACGCAUGGGUUUCCCAUGGUUCUAUUUCCCAUUCAAAAAUAUUGAAGGUUAUGUACCACCCAUUGUUGCUGUGCAAUUUACUGUCGAAACUGGUGUCUUAAUCAAUAUUGAAUGCAAAGCCUGGGCUCGUAAUAUUCAUCACGAUCGUUCAGAAAGGAGAGGAUCCGUCCACUUCGAGUUGAUGGUUGAUUAAGAACUAACACCAACAACAACAACUAAUCAAGAACAUCUGCAAUUGCUAAAGCAACAACAACUGCAUACAGAACAGCAACAACAACAGCAUAAAGAGCAUCAGCAGCAGCAGCAGAAUAGCAACAAUGAAAUAAUUAAUACUACAACAUCAACAACAGCAGCAGCAGCAGCAGCAGCAACAACAACAGCAAAUAUGGAAGGUUUUUAAGUAAUACAAAAAAAAGAGAAAAAAAUAAUGAAAACAACAAAACACAAAUAAGAAAAACAAAUUAGAACAAAAACCAACUGUAAGAAAUUAAAAAAAAAAACAAAAUGACAAAAAAUUCUAAACCCUAAACGCAAAGCAUUAUUUCAAAUCCAAAAAAAUAAUGCAACGAAAAUAAAUGGAAAAUAAAACAAAAGCAAAAAAGGAUACAGAAAAGAUUACAGCAAAAACCAAAGAUGCAAAAUAAAUAAAAAGAAAAACUACAACAACAAAAAGAAGAAAAAUUAUAACAAAAAUAAAUAAAAACCAGACCUAAAAUGAAAAAAAAAAGAAAUUAUAAAAAUAGCAAAAAAACUAAGUAAAAUCUUUAGAAACUAAUAACAAACCAAACAAAAAAAAAACAAAGUUGAAAUAAAAAAUGCUUAAUUUUUGAGACAGAUUUAAAAAAGAAAAGCAGAAGAAGAAGAAACCACAAAACAAUACAGAAAGAAGAAGAAGCAGAAGACAAAGAUUAUGUUAGGUUUUAUGAUUUUUUUCUUUGGUUUUUCCUUGUUGAGUUUUUGUUUGAAUUUAAAGAAAUGAAAGAAAAAAAAACAUAAAAACAAUAAGAACAACAAAAAAACUAAAUCCAAUCAAUCCCACUCAAGAAAAUUGGCUGAAUUUCAGAAUUCAUUUUUUUGCUAAUUAUUUUCGAAAUGGUUUUUGGUUUAAAUUCCAGUAUUAGAAAAAAAAUUGCUUACCUUCGUCAAGCUCGAGGUGAGAUUUUUUGUCACGCUUUCUUCUUGGUUAAUUAUUGUUUAUAUUUCUCCAUAACUAAUAAGUCAUGGUAGAAGAAUACAGGUAGAUGCAUCAACGCUUGGGAACGUUGAGAUGUCAAUUUUUUUUUUUUUUCAAAAAUAAGUUGAUUUGUAAAUGUUUUCUUAUACGACGCCAAUUGGUGGCAGUAAAGAUAUGCAGUUUUAGAAUUUUUUACAAAUUUGAAUAAUUUAUUAUUCAAAAAAUCCAAUUCCAAAAUUCAUUUGACAAUUCAUUGUCAUAGCAGCUGUGUCGAUACGGCUACCUGUAUUCUUCUACCAUGUAAUAAGUUAAGGGUGUUUUUUUAUUGAGGUAUAGAACUUCGAAUUGAAAUAAAACACAAGAAAAUCGUUUUAAUGUCCAUUAAUUUUGCUUUAUUGGAAGGAAAAUUGUAUGCCAUUAAUGUUUAAACAUGAUUUCGGGCAUGUUGCCGCCGCGGCUGGCUCGAAUAAAGCCAAUUCUACUUUUUCGAGCAUAUGGGGCCGUAUGUCAGCAAUAAUGCCACGAAUGUUGGCUUCCAAGUCCCCUAACGUUUCUGGUAUGUUGGCGUAGACGAGCGACUUCACAUAUGCCCAAAGAAAAUAAUCCAAUGGUCUCAAAUCACACAAUCUUGGUAGCCAAUUGACAGGUCCAUUCCGCGAAAUUAUGCGCUCAUCGAAUGUUUCCUUCAAUAAUUCGAUUGUGACGUGCGCUGUGUGGCAUUUUGCGCCGUCUUGCUGGAACCACAACAUUCAUGCCAUCGGUUAUCAUGGCUCUACACCGGUCUCCAUUAGCGGUAACUGACUCUCUAGCAUUAUUUCGGAAGAAGUAUGGCCCAAUGACUCCACCAGCCCAUAGAGCACACCAAACAGUCAGUUUUUGCGGAUGUAAUGAUUCCUCAAGGGUCUCAUGUGGAUACUCUUCACUACAAAUGCGGAAAAUUUUGCUUGUUGCCGUAGCCAUUCAAGCAAAAAUGAGCCUCACCACUGAACAAAAUUUUGUGAUGAAAAUCAGCAUUGAGAUGAAUCUCAAUUUCGGCCCAUACACCAUAAUCACGACGCAUUGCAUGGUCUCGCGGCUUUAAUUCUUACACAAGCUGGAUCUUUUAGGGUUGCAAGCCAAGAUCUUUGCACAGAACCUUCAUAAAGUUGAUGGACAAAGCUGUAAUUGCUGUGUACGGUGGCGAAUUCGGGUCCUCUACAGCGGCAAUUGUUUUUUCGGUGCACACUGUUCGACGUCUCUGCGUAUGCGUAUUAUCACAUAUAGUAAACGUAGUGCAAAAACGAUCCAUGGUUAACCGAAUUAAUUGCUCUGAUGGACGAUUAUGUCGACCAUAAAAUGGACGGAGCGGAAUUUCGCGAACUGAACCAUUACUUUCGAAAUAAAUUUGCACGAUUUGCAAGCGUUGUUAUGUUUGUCAACCUGUUCAUGAUGAAAUGGCAAUCCAAACUAAAUAUUAAUCACUUGACAGCUGACAAAAUUACCGCCAGUUAAAAAAGUGAUGCCAACUUAAAGUUCUAUACCCCAAUAAAAAAACGCCCUUUACUUGUUUAUUGACAGUUCACUUCAAGUGGCUAUUGUAUUUAAAAUCAGCGCCAUCUGUGUUUUGUAACUGUUAGCAACUUAAAACGCCGUUGUCUUUGGUUUAACGACUAAAGCCUCAUUUACACCGAUCAUAUCUUUACGAGAAGCGUUAUUUAAAUUGUUAUUACUUUUGAUCGUACAUCAAACAAAUGGGAAAUCUUGGUAAAACCCGUAAUUUAGUGUCGAUGUAAAGCAGGCUUAUGACAGCCACAUGAGGAAAUAUUCGUAAUUAAUAAGAAAGAACUCUUGACAAAAAAUCCCACUUCGAGCUGGACAAAAUGUGGCAUUUUUUUAAAAAAAAAGUUGUUUUUUGUAAAAAAAAAUAUAAAAAAUUAUAUCGAAAAUCAGCACAGCGAAAUUUUGUUGGAAAAUAAAUUUAUUAACUGUGUACUUAAAAAAACAAACACCGAAAAUGUAUGUAAAAUUGGUAUUAUUACCCCUUCCCCAAAAAACAAGCAAGCAAAACACAACUGGAUGCCCAGACUUCCCAAGGCCUCAUUUGAUUUGUAAUUUUUCCCAUAUUUUGUUUAUUUGGCAAAAUGGAAAAUCAAUGCUGUUUAGUAAUAUAGGAAACAAAAAAAACAAAAAGAAAACACAACCACAUUUUUUUGUUUGUUUAAAUUUGUUAUAAAUUUAAGCGAAAGAACAAACCCCGAAUGCCCCCCCUUCCCAGAACAACAACCCUUGAGAAGGAGAUGAACAAAACAAAAAACCUAAUUACUUAAUAACAAACAAACAAAAAAAAAGAAAACCAUAAAGAAGAAGAUUUAUAAAAUAUUGUAGAUUUUUAAAUAUUUAAAGCAUUAUUUAGGAAAUUUUCAAGUAAAUAAAUAAAUAAAAAUAAUAAUAAAAAAGAAAACCAAGCUAAGGAGUCUAGAAAAUAAUGAUGCAUUAAAAUAAAACAAAAAACUAAUCCUCUUUACUUAAAGCAAACAAAAAAAAAACAAAUAAAUAAAAAAUAAGUAAUUUAUUAUAAAACAAACAAAUAAAGAACAAAAAAAAAUAAGUUAAGUAAAGAAAACUAAAGAGUAAUUAAAAAACAGAGACAAAUAUACACACACAUCUUGAGAAACAACAAUAAAAAAGUGAAGAGUACCGUUAAAGAGAAAACCAAAAUUGAGCAUAAUUUACAAUAUAAAUGUAUAUUUAUUUAACAAAACAACAAAGGCGACAUGAAAUUAUUUCGUUGUUAAUAACAAAACUCAACUUUGUUUUUCUUCUUGUAAACAAACCAAACAACCAAAUCCAAGACAACAACCAAAACUGCAACUGUGCUUAUUAAGCUUUGGUUACACUGAACAACAACAACAAAAAAAGCAAAGAAAUUAAAAAAAAACACCCACCACUCUCUCUCAACUUACACCACACAACACUCACUCACUCACACACUCUUCUCUUUCUCUAUCUCUUCUCACAUAAAAACUGCUGUAAAACUUUAUCAAAAAAACAAAAACAAGAGUAAAGAGAACAAAACAAAAUCUUCAUUCUGUUUUUUGCAAUUCAAAAACUAUAUGUGUUCCCAAAAAACAAAAAAGAAUAAAAACAUAAUAAAAACUAUUAAAAAUGAAAAACAACAACAAAUAAAAGAAAAACCAAAAACCACCAUUUGUUUUUGUUGUGUUUGUGUUUUAUUAAAACUAAUUUCAAUUGUUUUCCAUUAAAAAUUUAGUUGUUAGUUGAACUUAGUUUCUUUCUUUCUGCGGUCCAUCUGCCCCGCCCCUCCAUUUAUGUUAAGUCUCAUUGAAAGAAAUAAAUAAAAAACAAUUCCUUCUCUCUCGCGCUCUUCUUCAUCCUUUCUUAUUUAACAAUAAUAAUAAUAACAACAAAGGAGAACAGCUAAGAGUAUUAAACCACAAGGUCAUAAAUAAAAAGCAAAAAAAAAAACUAAAUACAAAAAAAUCCUUAAUAAAUUAUUGAUUUUUUUAAAAAAAUGUACACUGCUAUAGCUAAAUGCUGAAGGGAUUUCGAUUGAGAGACAGUUCAUGGGAAAUAGGUACAAAAUUCCUAAAUGCUUUUAAACAAUUAUGUACCCUAAAAUACAACUGGAGGUGGUUAAUGUCUAGGAUAAGGAUGUUAAAUUUUCUGAGGGUUUGAAGAAUUUCCAACAUCAAGUUUUUGGGGGAAAUAUGAACUUUCAAGAGAAUUGUUGCUAUUUUGCACCGCACUCUCCCACUUUACAUCUUAAAUAGGUUAUCCAUAACCCCACUGUCUGAGGGCAGAGAAUUUUUCAUCAUAGCAAAUCGUGGUGCUCUAAGGAUGGAAAAUAUCCAAAGAGAAAUGUAAAAUUCAUAGAAAACUGGAUUUUGCUCUCCUUAUCUCUUUAACUCACGGUGUGAGAAGCCCAUGUAAUAUCAUUUUGUCAGGCUUGUCUCUUUUGAAACUCUAGUAAUGUUUAUGAAGUCCUAGAAGGAAAUCCAUGGAAAAUCGGAUAUUGCUCUCUUUAUCGCUCUCUCUUAUUUCAAGGAUGAGCAGGCCAAGUGACCUACGUAUGGAAAACCUCCAAAGAGAAAUAUAAAAUUCAUAGAAAAUUGGAUUUUGCUCUCUUUAUCUCUUUAACUCAAAAUGUGAGAAGGCCAAGGCCAUUUUGUUAUGCUUAUCUCUUUUGAAAACCUAUUAACGUUUACUGAGACCAAGGAGGAAAUCCAUCGAAAAUUGGAGAUUGCUCUCUUUGUCGCUCUCUCUUAUUUUAAGAGUGGACAGUCCAAGUGUCCUAAGGAUGGAAAAUGUCCAAAGAGAAAUAAAAAGUAAUGGAAAACUGGAUUCGGCUCUCUUUAAUUCACUGUGUGAGAAGGCCAAGUAAUAACGUUGUGUCAGGCUUGUCUCUUUUGAAACCCUAUUAACGUUUACUGAGUCCAAGGAAGAAAUCCCUAGAAAAUUGGAUAUUGCUCUCUCUUUAUCGCUCUCUCUUAUUUCAAGAGUGAGCAGGCUAAGUGAAAUCAUUUUGUGAUUUUUCUACUUAUAAAAUUGUACAAAAAUGAGAGUCUCUCAUGACAAUAGCUUUCUAAGGGAUAAGAGUUUCUUAGCUCUCUUAACAUUAUAUGGCAACCCUGAUAUGGAAAAUCUAAUGACUUUUUCUAGUCUAACUGUAUUCUUAAAAUAAUCACUUUGUAAAGAACAACAAAGAGUUACCAGUCUCCUAAAAAUUAAAGAGUAAUUCAGAUAAGAGCAGAAGUUCUUCUCUUGGAAAACUAAAUUGGUUGCUCAAUGAACUCUUCUCUUUAAAAUUUAAGGGGAGCAUACAUAAUACGUUUUUUGACACCGGCUGGCUUCUUGGAAAAAGAACAAGGGGCGUAGGUACAAAAUCGAACUAGAUCAACCUAAAACUCCUUUGUUCUUCUACGAAGAAGCCAGCCGAUGACUUAAGCCAGUCCGAGAAGCUUUUUAUGUACUCUCACCUUUAAGAAUUUUUUUUUUUGUUAUAGAAAAGUAAACGUUACUCUUUGUGAUUUACUCAUAAUUGCCGAGAUCAUUUCUUCAAGUUGAAGAUAUAGGUGUUAUAAGAUGGCCUUUUACUGGGUCUUUUACAAAAUACACAGUAAGCUUCGCAACCCAACCCUAUGGAGGAAAAAAUUUCUUUAAGAAGAUUGGAAUGCCUUCUUAUCCUUACAUUUAGGUGUUCUUGGCUACCAACUGAACAAUUCGACAUCACUGACUUCUCGUAAAACACCAGUACGCCGUUUCAUAUUCGUCAUGCUUCGUCUUUUAGGAGCAGUUGAGGUUGUCUUAAAGAAGGCCACCGGGAAUUCUCCUCAUAGCAAUUCAAGGUAUUAAGAUUCUACAACAGAGGGGCAAAAAUAGAGGAAAAUGGGGGAAUGCCUCUUUGUUACUGCAGUCCGUAAGUGUGGGCCUUAAGAGAGUAUCACAAAAUGUAAAUACAUAGAUUUUGUGUGUCAUGGAAAAAAUAUGAUUUUUAAGCCCCUAUUUAUUCUGCCAGGGCGAAAUUCUUACCCUACAAUUUUUACCAGUAUAUUUAUAAAUUAUUUUCUCUUACAAAAGAGAGAGCGAGAGAUAUCUAUAAGAUCCCAUAAAAGAACCAAGAGAUCUUGGUGUGGUAAAAAGGUUUACUUUCCGUAGAAGAUCCAAGAAUAUUCUUGCAAAGAGUUAACUUCUCUUAAAAGAUGUUAGGCUCCAUUUAAAUGAAUCCUCUCACAUACACUUUCUCUCUCCCUCUUUUAAGGGGCUAUAUCUCAAAUCGUUGGGAGAAAAUAACACAUUUCUUAGGUGCUUAUAAGUAGCGGAAUACCUCAUGUGACCUCGGCCACAAAUACAUUCUUUUACCGAUAGGUAUGCUGAGGCACGCUUGCCUACUCUGAACGUAAUUUUGUCCCAUCUAUGGUCUUAAUAGAGUACAUGCAUAGAUUUUGUGAGUAGUGGCAAAAUACAAAUUUCAAAACACAUAUAUAUUCAAAGAGGUUCCUUCUGCCAGGGCAAAAAUCUUAGCCUACAAUUUUUAUUUAUAUAUUUAUAUAAGAUAUUCUCUUUAAGAAGAGAGAGAGGAAGACAUUUCUGUGAGAUCCCAUAAAAUAACCAAGAGACCUUGUUGUGGUAAAAAAAUCCUUUCCCUUGAAGAUCCAAGAAUAUUCUGACAAAAGAGUUAACUUCUCUUAGAAGAUCUUAGGCUCCAAUUCAAAGAUGUGCAAAACUGCCCAAAAACGUACGUUCCUCUCACCUUUCGUCAGAGAUUGUUGAUGUUAAAUUCUCAGCUACGCUCAAACACUUAAUCUCAAUUUAGUUAUGCACAUCACAGACACUCAGUCUCUUUUAAGGGACUCUAUCUCAAAUUGUGGGGAGAAAAAAACAUAUUUAGCAAUGUAUUUAUAUAAGAUUUUCUCUUUAAGAAGAGAGAGACUUCUAUGAGAUCCCAUAAAAAGAACUAAGAGAUCUUGUUGUGGUAAAACAUAUACUUUCCGUAGAAAAUCCAAGAAUGGCAAAAGAGUUAACUUCUCUUAGAAGAUGUUAGGCUCCAAUUAAAUGAGUUCUCUGUCUCUUUUUAAGGGGCUAUAUCUCAAAUCGUAGGGAGAAAAUACCAUAUUUCUUAGGGGUGUAUGCAACCUCGAGCACCAAUGUUUUUUCAUACGAAAAGGUUUGCUGAGGCACGUUUGCCUACUCUGAGCGGCAUACUCCCAAUCAGACCUCUUUAAAAAUGUGUAAUCAGAGAGCAAAAAGAAAAUGGGAGAACAAAAAAUGUGCCAAUCUCCGUGCGGCUCUGUUUUAGACAUUCACCACUUCCUGCAGACGUUUUGCGAUCGAAAUUCUUUUUUUUAAACAAUUAAAGAGCUACAAAUAAAUACCCACACAUUGUGUUGUUGUAGGAAUCUAUAAACCAAAAACAAAGGCAAAUAAAGCGCAAAUAAAUUCCAAACAAAAAAACGAAACGAGUUGUAAUUGAAUGUGUUAUUCUUAAUAGAGAUGAUGUUAAAAUGGGGAAAAUAUAUAUUCAAAUAACUGCCAUUUUUUACACACAAAUAAAAAUGUAUGUAAAAACAAUUUUUAUUUUUUGAGUGUUAUGCAAAAAUAUAAUUAUUAAUUAUAAACAAAAAAAAUAAUAAUAAAAACUAAACAACAACAACAAGAAGAAGAA